Pogona vitticeps (central bearded dragon) is the source of this 2218-nucleotide messenger RNA. NCBI's taxonomy places the organism in Eukaryota, Metazoa, Chordata, Lepidosauria, Squamata, Agamidae. The record is from RefSeq and is a predicted model, not a curated record.
CCUGCUUUUUAAUAUUAGUAUUGGUGUUCUGGCUAGUGUUCGGGAUGCUGUAUCCUGCUUAUUAUUCAUACAAAGCUGUAAAGACAAAAAACGUGAAAGAAUAUGUGCGGUGGAUGAUGUACUGGAUUGUGUUUGCUUUGUACACUGUUACAGAAACAAUAGCGGAUAUCAUGAUCUCUUGGUUUCCACUGUAUUAUGAGCUGAAGAUUGCUUUUGUGAUUUGGUUGCUUUCUCCAUACACCAGAGGGGCAAGCUUAAUAUAUCGAAAGUUUCUUCAUCCUCUUCUUUCUUCAAAGGAAAGGGAAAUAGAUGACUAUAUUGUGCAAGCCAAAGAACGUGGCUAUGAAACUAUGGUUAAUUUUGGUAAACAAAGUUUGAAUUUAGCUGCUGCGGCUGCUGUGACUGCUGCUGUAAAGGGUCAAGGGGCAAUAACGGAGAAGUUGCGGAGUUUCAGUAUGCAUGACCUAACAGCUAUACAAGGUGAUGAACCAGUGGGACAAAGGCAUUACCAAACAUUACCUGAUACCAAAAAAAGAGGCAAAAGUGGCACUACCAGUGAAUCCUUAGGUUACAGUAUUCCAGUGAAAAAAGAUUCUGAAGAUGAUAAAACAGAUGAAGACAGGGAGGGGACUUAUUCUGAAGAUGAGAUGUUUGCUCAGAGAGGUCUUCGGAGAACCCAAAGUAUGAAAUCUGUAAAAACGAUAAAAGGUCGCAAAGAGGUGCGGUAUGGAUCAUUAAAAUACAAAGUGAAGAGAAGACCACAAGUGUACUUCUAAGAGACCUUCACAGCUCAGCUUAAAUCAAACUACUGUAUUAGAUGCUUCCUUGUAGGCCAGUUGCAGUGGGCCUGUAUGCUGUGCAUUCCCAUUCUCUGAAGGGAGAUUCUUGGCAUCUAGGAGGAUUUCUGUUAUCAUAGUGAAGCUUUUUCCUCACAACAGAAGAGACGGGGGAAAACCUGACAUGUACAGUGCUUUGCAUGCAGAUUUGAAUAGCUAGCCACUAUGUUGUGUAUUUAUACAUACUAAAAAUUCAACCAUGGUGGCAAGAAUUUAUUGCUUUAAAAGGUGAAGUACAUGAUGUGUUUAGUCUGAGUUUUUAAAAAUAAUUGCUAACAUGGGUAGGUAGCACUUUAGUCUUAUUUACUUCAUAAAUGAAAUAAUUUAAAUGAGUAAGAUUUUUAAUUGUGACUCUCAUGGCUGAGCAUUUUUAAUGGUUUUGUGGAUGUCUAACAUCAAUGAAAAUUGCACACUUGCAGAAUUUUUUUACUGUAUUUGGAAAGCUUGUACUUGAAUAAGUUACAAUUCCAGAGUCUUAAAAUACUCUUAAAGUCAAGUGUUAAGAGAAAUGAAUAUGGAGGAAAUAAAUAGAAUUUGGAAGUUAUCAUAACAGCUAGGAUCCAAAGAGCUUCUUAGGUUCAUGAAAUGGGUUUCUACUACCCAUUGGAAUGGAUGCCUGAUGGCUGCCCCACCUGAAAAGCUGCUUUUUGGCACUGAUUACCUAAAUGAUAUGACGUGGCUGCUGUUCAGUCUAAAGAUCUCUUGAACGCACAGAACUAUUAAUGGUUGUUUGGAGGUCUGUGAUGCUUUGUUGUAAUGAUUUAAAUAUAGCAUGUGCACAUAGUCUGACUGAUCACUUGAUCCAUUUCUUUGUCUCUUUCUGCACACUCAAACAUACUGAUUUGUGGUGCUGCGUUUUCAGUGCAUUGUUCUCCAGGAAACAUAGGAAACUUUUAUACCACAUCAGAUCUUUGGUCUAUCCAAUGUGCUGUCAACAGUGGCUGGCAGCAGCUCUCCAGGUGUUCGGAUAGGAAUUUUUACCAGCAACUACUGGAGAUGGCAGGGAUUAAACAUGGGCCUCCUACACGUGAAGCAUGUGCAUUGCCAGUUAAUAUUAUCCUUGAAGCAGCUUCCUCCUGUGACUAUACUGGUGCAUGUGGGAAGAUGCAGCUAAACAAAUUGGUUCAGGUGCCUUUUCUGCAAGUUAAAAGUCUAGCAUACAGAGAAAGGAAUUUGAGGACAAGUUGAAUACCAAAAAUAUUCAAAGCUUUCUAUCAGAUACUGGUAGUCAAACAUUUUACCAUGAACUAAUGUCUCCAGAUUUUAAAAAAAUGUAAAAAAAAAAAAGCAACUCUUCAUGCUACUUUCAUCUGUGAGUUUCUAUGAGUUUCUGAUGUUGGUUUUUAAAAUCACCUUAUGUAUGCUUUAUAUUUUUCACUGUA